Molecule: messenger RNA, 2348 nt
Organism: Rosa chinensis
Lineage: Eukaryota; Viridiplantae; Streptophyta; Magnoliopsida; Rosales; Rosaceae
Product: SNARE-interacting protein KEULE
Exons: 21
Coding region: 1-1941 (646 amino acids)
Biological process (GO): intracellular protein transport; vesicle-mediated transport
Cellular component (GO): plasma membrane; secretory granule
Molecular function (GO): syntaxin binding
Source: RefSeq, a predicted model, not a curated record
AUGUCGUUAUCCGGCUCCGGUUCCGGUUUGUCAUCAACUUCGAACAACUACAGGAAUUUUAAAGAAGUCACGCGCCACCGAUUAUUGCAUGAAAUGCUUCGGUCUUGCAAAGCCGGGAACUCAAAAUCAACAUGGAAGGUGCUCAUUAUGGACGAAUUUAGUAUCAAGAUAAUGUCUUACGCAUGCACACUCCUUGAUACUACAAAUGGAGUUUUAUUGCUAGAGCGCAUAGAUAAGGAAAGGCAGCGAUUUGCCUCCAUGGAUGCAAUAUAUUUCAUCCGGCCUUCUAAAGAGAAUGUUAGAUUCUUCUUGUCAGACAUGUCGGGAAGUGCACCUUUAUAUAGGAAGGCGUUUGUUUUUUUCACUUCUCCUAUAUCGAAAGAUUUGGUUGGGCAGAUAAAGGGGGAUGGAAGUCUAACAAGUCGCAUAUCUGCAUUGAGUGAGAUGAAUUUGGAGUAUUAUGCUAUAGACAGCCAGGGUUUUGUUACCAAUAAUGAGAGAGCUUUAGCGCAGUUUUAUGGGGACAAGGACGAUUCACGCGAAGCCGAAGCGUGUUUGAGUGAGAUGGCUGCACGUGUAGCCACAGUCUUUGCUUCUUUAAGGGAAUUUCCUAUUGUUCGCUACCGAGCUGCCAAUAGGAUUGAUGCCACCAUGGAGACCACUUUUCGUGAUUUAAUUCCUACAAAGCUUGCUGCUGGUGUCUGGGAUUGUCUCAUGCAUUACAAAAGAACAAUUCCAAAUUUCCCUCAGAUAGAAACAUGCGAGUUACUUAUCCUUGACAGAUCUGUGGAUCAGAUUGCGCCAAUCAUCCACGAGUGGACAUACGAUGCCUUGUGUCAUGACUUGUUAGAUAUGGAAGGAAAUAAAUAUGUGCAUGAGGUUGCGAGCAUAAACGGUGGUCCUCCUGACAAGAAAGAUGUUCUUCUAGAGGAGCGUGAUCCUGUCUGGCUUGAACUUCGCGAUCAUCAUUUAGGAUUUGCCUUGGAAUCGUUGAAUUCGAAACUUUCCAAUCUUAAGCAGAACAAGGCUGCGCGAUUCGAAAAUUCAAGAGAUGGGCAAUGUCCUGAGCUAUCUUCAAGGGAAUUGAAAGAGAUAACUGAAGCAUUGCCACAGUAUGUUGAACUAAAAGAAAAGCUCUCCCUUCAUAUAGAGAUUGCAUCGAAACUAAACAGAAUUGUCAGGAACCUUGAGCUCCCAUUCCUUUCAGAGCUGGAGCAGGGUCUUGUUUUUGGAGAUGCAGGAAUAAAAGAGGUGAUCAUGUUUCUGAGAAUACAUGGGCCGUAUAUUACUCGCGAACAUAAGCUGCGCUUGUUGAUGAUUCUUGCUGCCAUCUAUCCUGAGAAAUUUGAGGAUGAAGAAGAUCUACAUAUGAUGAUGAAGUACGCAUAUUUACUACCCCAGGAUAUGACUGUUGUGAGGAAUAUGAAGUUGAUUGGGGAGAGCAGAGAAGGCUCAUCUGGAAUUUUUCCUCUGAAGUUUGGUAUUGCUAAGAGAAAAUGUUAUAGGAAAGAGCGUCCAAGAGAAGAUGAAUGGCUUUAUUCGCGCUUUUUUCCGAUGAUAGAGGAACUUAUAGAAAAGCUUAGCAAUGGUGCACUUUCAGAGGAAUUAUAUCCAUGUGUGAAUCCCAACGCUCGUUUACUGAGAUCGAGGAGGACACCAAUGUGGGCCCACCGCCGGAAUUCCGAUAAUGGGUUUUCAAGCUGCUGUGUAUUAAGGGAUGCAUCUACUGAUUUUGAAAAGAUGGGCCGACGCAUAUUUGUAGUUAUAGUAGGUGGAGCUACUAGAUCAGAGCUUAGGGUUUGUCGGGAACUCACAGCAAAGCUCAAAAGGGAAGUUAUUCUGGGCUCCUCAUCUCUUGACGAUCCUGCAACUUUUGUUACGAAUCUGAAAAUGAUCACAGCAAACGACCAACCGCUCACGUUGGAUGAUAUCCAGAUCUGAUUGUGGAAGUUCAACAAUUUUCAGUUAAGUCUUUAUGUAUUCAAUUCAACGCAUGAUUUGUGAAGAUCAAUAGUAACUGGCUGUCGUCCAAAAGCAUCAAUAUCUCAUUCGAAACAUAUGUUAAUGGACCACUUGUAGAACAUUGUCUCCUGAUCCCAUUAAUUACUUGUAGCAUCUACUGAUAUGUCGUUUGACCAUAAAUCUGUCAGCUGUUUGCUCAGUAUCCCAUUAAGCACUUCUUCAGAUUCUAUUCUGCACCCGAGAACAAAAGCACAAUCGAAGUUUGCUCUUGUGACGGGACAUUGGCAAGAAAAAUUUUCAAUCAAAUAGGACAAGAGAGAGCAUAUUGAAUUCCUGAUUUCAAUUUUCGAUUUACCAAAGCUUUUGUCAUUAUUAUUGUUUCCGAA